Molecule: messenger RNA, 1316 nt
Organism: Plectropomus leopardus (leopard coralgrouper)
Lineage: Eukaryota; Metazoa; Chordata; Actinopteri; Perciformes; Serranidae
Product: tetraspanin-9
Cellular component (GO): plasma membrane
Source: RefSeq, a predicted model, not a curated record
CCCUCCUCCUCGGCGUCCUCCUCCUACUGUCCAGCCAUCGACGAAACUUCAAAGCGACCCCACAAACAUUUACAACCAUCGGAUUUAUGUUUCCACACCGGGUGAUGCUGUGACCGGAAAGCAGCUGGAGUUAAGCCGGCAUGUGAAGCGUCUUCAGCGGCUGAAUCUUGAGACGUUAGCGGGAGGAUGAGCUCUUAGCCUGCGGUACGCCACCAAAGCUUCUCCGUUCUGUUAGCUGAAGCGUGCCCGUGUUGAUUCGUCAUGGCUCGUGGUUGCAUCUGCUGCGUUAAGUACAUGCUCUUUCUCUUCAACCUGCUCUUCUGGCUGGGUGGGUGUGGCCUGUUGGGUGUGGGCGUGUGGCUGUCCGUGUCUCAGGGCAGCUUUGCCACCCUGUCGCCCUCCUUCCCCUCGCUCUCCGCCGCCAACCUCAUCAUCACCCUCGGCACCGUUGUCAUGGUGACGGGGUUCCUGGGCUGCCUUGGUGCCAUCAAGGAGAACAAGUGUCUGCUUCUGAGUUUUUUCAUCGUUCUGUUGAUCAUCCUCUUGGCCGAACUCAUCCUCCUCAUCCUGUUCUUCGUCUACACCGACAAGGUGAGCGAAAAUGCCAGACUGGACCUGAAAGAAGGGCUGGUGCUGUACAACACCGACAACAACGCCGGCCUGAGGGAUGCAUGGAACACAAUACAGGGAGAGUGGCGCUGUUGUGGAGUGACCAACCACAAUGAUUGGUAUAUCGCGCUGCAUGAAAACGUGGUUCCUGACCGCUGCUGCCAGCAGGUUUACCCCGGCUGUGGACGCAACGCAUCCAACACCUUCUGGACACGGGGUUGCUAUGAGAAGGUGGAGGAGUGGCUGGAUGACAACAAACACCUUCUCGGGACCAUUGCCAUGUGUGUGUUGGUCAUACAGCUCCUUGGUAUGGCUUUCUCGAUGACGCUUUACCAACAGAUCCACCGGGCAGGAAAGAAAUAUGAAGCCUGACGGGAUUAACACAAUUUUUCCAACGUGUUAAUAUUAGUUACAUAUUCACCUUUUUGUCACAGAAAAAACAAGCCAGUUACAGUAUGUGCCACUAAACCCUUUUAUCUCACAUUUUUUCCAUCUGUUGAACUAGUGUUUCUAAUGGGUAGCAUUUGUAUUGUAAUGUCUGAGAUUUGCCUCUGACAAUCCAAACAAAGAUAAAGGACUGAGUAUUUGGUUGUUAAAGACCAUGCCUAUGGCAAGAAGACACCUUCUCUGGAUCUAUUUACAUAAAAUUAUUAUAAUGUACUAACAUCUUGACUAAAAGCACUCUUCAUAAAUAUAAUUGAAUGUUG